Callithrix jacchus (white-tufted-ear marmoset) is the source of this 1840-nucleotide messenger RNA. It is a transcript of the gene OR52W1, whose product is annotated as olfactory receptor family 52 subfamily W member 1. The record is from RefSeq and is a predicted model, not a curated record. NCBI's taxonomy places the organism in Eukaryota, Metazoa, Chordata, Mammalia, Primates, Cebidae. Gene Ontology annotation, biological process: G protein-coupled receptor signaling pathway. Gene Ontology annotation, molecular function: olfactory receptor activity. Gene Ontology annotation, cellular component: plasma membrane.
GAUCUUUCUACCCUAUAGUCUCUUUCCUGGCUUGCCCCCAUCUCUGCCUCUUUAAUCUACUUCCUGAGUCACCAGCCCAUAAGCAGUGAGCAAAGAGGUUAAAAAAAGAGUUAAUGUGGCACAGGCAGGAGGGAGAAGGGCCCUGAGGGAAGCAGGUAGUACAGCCACAUAAAGAGCCCCACAAGCACCGGUUAAAGCGAAAAGAAGCUGCCGACACACAGUGCUCGAGAUCUUUUCCAGUCAAGCUUUCUGCUGGUGAUCUCUUCCUCAUUCAUUUAUCCACUCAACAUGUAUUAAGCUUCUCAGGUGGGCUAGAUACUGGGAGACGUCAGUCUACUCAUCCUGCCUCCUCCAACGUUAGAGAUUCUUCUUCCUCAGAUGGCUGCUACUCUGAGUUAAGUGUCACUUUCUCCCUUUAUGUCACCUCCGCUCCCUCCCUCUAGCAUGCCAGGAAUGAGACUAUAGUGGGACCCACUUUUGUAUCAUGAAGAAGGAAAGGAAAUGGAGAAGAAAAGUCCCAUUUCAUACUGCCAUCUCUCUCCGUUGCUCCUCAGCCCCAACUUCAACUCUGCAGCUGGUGUUCAGCAUCAAGUUCAGAAUGAGUCAUGCUCCCAUGAGCCCUCAAGUUGUGCCCACCACAGAAUGGCAGAAACUCUACAACUCAAUUCCACCUUCCUACGCCCAACCUUCUUCAUACUGACUGGCUUUCCAGGGCUAGGAAGUACCCAGACUUGGCUGACACUGGUCUUUGGACCCAUUUAUCUGCUGGCCCUGCUGGGCAAUGGAGCACUGUUGGCAGUAAUGUGGAUAGACUCCACACUGCACCAGCCAAUGUUUCUACUCCUGGCCGUGUUGGCAGCCACAGAUCUGGGCUUAGCCACAUCUAUAGCUCCAGGGUUGUUGGCUGUACUGUGGCUUGGGCCCCGAUCUGUGCCAUAUGCUAUGUGCCUGGUCCAGAUGUUCUUUGUACAUGCACUGACUGCCAUGGAAUCCGGUGUGCUUUUGGCCAUGGCCUGUGAUCGUGCUGUGGCAAUAGGGUGUCCACUGCACUACCCUGUCCUGGUCACCAAAGCCCGUGUGGGUUAUGCAGCCCUGGCACUGAUACUGAAAGCUGUGGCUAUUGUUGUGCCUUUCCCACUGCUGGUGGCAAAGUUCGAGCACUUCCAAGCCAAGACCAUAGGCCAUACCUACUGUGCACACAUGGCGGUGGUAGAGCUUGUGGUGGGUAACACACGGGCCAACAACUUAUAUGGUCUGGCACUUUCACUGGCCAUCUCAGGUAUGGAUAUUCUGGGUAUCACUGGUUCCUACGGACUCAUUGCCCAUGCUGUGCUGCAGCUGCCUACCCGGGAGGCCUGUGCCAAGGCCUUUGGUACAUGUAGCUCUCACAUCUGUGUCAUUCUGGCCUUCUACAUACCUGGUCUCUUCUCCUACCUCACACAUUGCUUUGGUCAUCACACUGUCCCAAAGCCUGUGCACAUCCUGCUUUCCAACAUCUACUUGCUGCUGCCACCUGCCCUCAACCCCCUCAUCUACGGGGCCCGCACCAAGAAGAUCAGGGACCGACUCCUGGAAAGCUUCAGAUUCAGAAAAAGCCUUUUGUGAUGACCAGUGCUAACAAUGGAGCCUGAGAGUGAAGGUGGGGAGAUACUCGGAGGGGAUUCUGGGGUGUGGAUUAUGUUAUCUUCAUCCACUGUCGGCAUAUGACUAUUAUCAUCACUUAACAUGCUGUGGAGUCCCUACUAUGUGCAAUACUGACAUCUGUAGACUUUGACUUAAACAUUACCAUGCAGGAAAAAUUAGUGUAGGAUCAUAAUAAACAAAAUCUAACUUAACUCCC